Messenger RNA from Epinephelus fuscoguttatus (brown-marbled grouper), 1326 nucleotides. Its product is annotated as annexin A1-like. Bases 147 to 1187 code for a protein of 346 amino acids. Gene Ontology annotation, molecular function: calcium ion binding; cadherin binding involved in cell-cell adhesion; phospholipase A2 inhibitor activity. The transcript has 12 exons. Lineage: Eukaryota; Metazoa; Chordata; Actinopteri; Perciformes; Serranidae. Gene Ontology annotation, cellular component: cytoplasm; plasma membrane. The record is from RefSeq and is a predicted model, not a curated record. Gene Ontology annotation, biological process: response to estradiol; response to X-ray; arachidonate secretion.
UCUGCACAGUGAUGGGUGGAGACACUGCAGGGUGAGGUAAAUACUGCGACUGACACCUGAGAGCUACGAACUGGAGCGUGAAGACCAUCUGCAGUAGCACAGCGACAGGUUUGUGGAUCUAGUUAUAACUUUCCAUCCAAGUAAACAUGUCCGUCUUCAAGAAAUUCUUCAAAGAUAUCAUUCGUGACAAAGACAGAGAUGAUGACACCGUCGUAGUGAAGGGGAAGGUGAAACCUAAGUUUUAUGGAACAGUCGCCCCGUAUCCGAACUUCAACGCCAGCAGUGAUGCGUCCACUCUUCAGAGCGCCAUUGACAGUAAAGAGGUGGACGAGGACGUGAUCGCUGCUGUCCUUGUGAAGAGAUGCAACGAGCAGAGACAGAAGAUCAAAGUAGUUUAUGAGGCGUCCACUGGAAAGCGGCUGGAAGACGGUCUGAAGUCGGUUCUCAGGUCAGAUUUAGAGGACAUCUCUCUGGCUCUGCUGAUGACGCCCGCACAGUUUGACGCCUACCUGCUCAGGAAGGCCACAAAGGGCUGGGGCACAAAUGAAGACGUCCUGACGGAGAUUCUGGCAACGAGAACAAACGAAGAGAUUCGAGAGAUCAAGCGGGUCUUCAAACAAGAGUACGAAACAGAGCUGGAGGACAUUAUCAAGUAUGAGACCAGCUCUGAUUUCACCACGGCUCUUCUGGCCAUGUUGAAAGCAAACAAAGAUGAGAACACGGAAGUCGACACGGAUCUGGCCGAAAGAGACGCAAAGGUUCUGUUUGAAGCUGCUGAGCAUCCCGAUGGAAUCGAUGUUUCCACCAUCAUCGACAUCCUGACCACGCGCAGCGGCCCGCAGCUCUCUAGGACGUUCCAUCACUACGCUGCAACCAGUGACGUUAAGUUACCCAAAGCCCUGCAGUUGGAGCUGAGUGGAGACAUCGAAGACUGUCUCAUUGACAUUGUGAAAUGUGCCUGGAACACACCGGCUUUCUUCGCUGAGAAGCUCCAUAAGGCGAUGGAGGGCCACGGCACAUGUGAGGACACACUCAUCAGGGUGCUGGUGAGCCGCUCUGAGAUCGAUCUGAAGAAGAUUGUGCAGGAGUACAGGGCCAUGUUUGGCAUCAGCCUACAGGAGCACAUACUGAGGGAGACUAAAGGACAUUAUGAGACCAUCCUGCUGGGACUGUGUGGACCUCACUGAAAACCACUUGAAAAUGGAGACCAGCCAUUUGAUGUCACUGAAAUCUCACAUCUAUCAAAAAUGAUUACGGAUGACGUAUCUAAUCUGUUUUAUCUUUUUGAUGUAAUCCCACCAACAAUAAAAACCAUAUGAUACAUAA